UGAGAGCGCUGGGUUAUGGAAGGCAAUGGAAGAAGAGGCUAGUCACAUCCCGAUUUCACUCAUUUUGACAUUGUUGCGAGGAAUUUAAAUGCAAGAAGACGAAAACGAGUUGUGAGUCCCGAACUUGACCGGACAAUGGAAGUAGCUCUCUGCAGCAGUUCCAACUCACCCCUGGGAGUGAACUACCGAGACACAGAGAGUACCUGCAGAAAAACAUCAGUCAGCACCUCAGGGGUAACUACAACUACGUGUGGCUUGAAAGCAACACCUCUGUUUUUGGGAUGCAUAUAAGAGAAAGCGUAAAGAAAAAAAACACUGACUACGUAUGUAUAUAUUUCGUGUAACAACUGUGGAAUUCCGCCACUGUUCUAUGCGUAAGGGAUAUACAACCACGUAGUUAAACCUCUCCUGAGAUUGAGACAUUCAUUGAGACGUAGAGCACAUACAUUCUCACAUUUAUCACUGAAGGAGGCAAUGUUCAAAUUCACAAAUUCCCCUUGUAACACAACCCUAAUUGCCGCUUAGGAUCGCAAAGAAUAAAGGUUGGAAAUAUCUGUGGUAUCGUAGCCUAACGUGCUGUACCCUCAAAGCAACAAUAACCUGGGCUGAGUGAAAUCCCGCAAACCGGGUCUGCUGCUGUCCGUGGUCCUGAAAAAUACUCAUUAUUUGGGUUAUCCGAAUCAGUAACGGCGGUCUAAGGAAGACGGUUUCAUGGCCUGGGCGGUUAUGAAAAUCUUGUGGUUUUCUUGUGACUCUGGAAUCUGAAAAAAAAAGCAACAGAAGAAUUGCCUACCUUGGAGGUCCGAAAUCAUUAAAGGAAUUGGAAUUCGACUCCUAUUGGUGCUCCUGGAGCUGUAGGUAGCCCGAAUGAGACUGGCAAAAAUGUAUCGAAUAAACGCUCUCGGGAUCUAUUUGUGGGAAACAAUAGUAUUUUUCAGCUUGGCAGCCUCUAAAGAAGCAGCGGCUCGAAAAGCUGCCUCCCCAAUGCCUCCCUCUGAGUUCCUGGACAAACUCAUGGGCAAAGUUUCGGGUUACGAUGCAAGAAUCAGACCUAAUUUCAAAGUUGCAGGGGUCCCCGCGAGUGGAAGAGACCCACAAGGCCCCAAAACAGAAGCUUCUCACAAGAAAGGUCCCCCUGUAAACGUAACGUGCAACAUUUUUAUUAACAGUUUUGGGUCCAUCGCUGAAACAACAAUGGACUACAGAGUGAAUAUCUUCCUGAGGCAGCAAUGGAACGACCCCAGGCUGGCCUAUAGUGAAUACCCCGAUGACUCUCUCGACCUGGACCCGUCUAUGUUGGACUCUAUCUGGAAACCUGAUUUGUUCUUCGCCAACGAAAAAGGCGCCAAUUUCCAUGAGGUUACGACUGACAACAAACUACUAAGGAUUUCAAAAAAUGGAAACGUAUUGUAUAGUAUUCGAAUAACACUGGUCCUGGCCUGUCCCAUGGACUUGAAGAACUUCCCAAUGGACGUACAGACCUGUAUCAUGCAGCUGGAGAGUUUCGGCUAUACGAUGAAUGAUCUCAUAUUUGAGUGGGAUGAGAAGGGAGCCGUGCAGGUAGCAGAUGGGCUGACGUUACCUCAGUUUAUACUGAAAGAGGAGAAAGACCUGCGAUACUGUACCAAGCACUACAACACAGGAAAGUUCACUUGUAUCGAGGCUCGUUUCCAUCUGGAGAGGCAGAUGGGCUAUUACCUGAUUCAGAUGUACAUCCCCAGCCUUCUGAUUGUCAUUUUGUCCUGGGUGUCCUUCUGGAUCAACAUGGACGCUGCACCUGCCAGAGUGGGACUGGGCAUUACCACCGUGCUCACUAUGACCACCCAGAGCUCCGGCUCCCGAGCCUCCCUCCCCAAGGUGUCGUAUGUGAAAGCCAUUGACAUCUGGAUGGCCGUGUGCCUCCUGUUUGUCUUCUCGGCCCUGCUUGAGUACGCUGCUGUGAACUUCAUCGCUCGGCAACACAAGGAACUGCUGCGCUUCAGGAGAAGGAGGCGACACAUGAAGGAGGAUGAGGGCGGUGAGGGCCGGUUCAGCUUCACCGCCUAUGGCAUGGGCCCUGCUUGCCUGCAGGCCAAAGACGGCAUGGCCAUCAAAGGGAACAACAACAACGCCCCGACAGCCACCGCCGGCCCUCAGGAGAAAACGGUGGAAGAGAUGCGCAAGCUCUUCAUCGGCCGCGCGAAGAGGAUCGACACGGUCUCUCGCGUGGCUUUCCCGCUAGUCUUCCUCAUUUUUAAUAUUUUCUACUGGCUCGUAUACAAGAUCAUCCGAAGCACGGAUGUACACCAGAUGACGUAAGCAAGGGAAGAGAGAGAGUUCAAUACCACACCAUCCUGCUCCCAAACCCAAUACUCCUCGCUCUUCACUUGCUCACUUGCUUUUGGUGGCUAUCGCUUAUCAAUAUUUGUUAUUUUCUUUUCUUUCCCUCCCUCUUUUCUCCCUAAUAAUCCGGACCAGUGCAAUAGCAAUGCAGUAAAAUGCAUGAUAUAUGAAUGUGGCAAUAUAUUUACAAAACGAUAAAUCAGUAAAUAUUACGACUUUUACCGAUACAUUCAAGAGCUUUGGAAUUUUUGAUAACUGAGAAUUAAAAAAAAAAAAAGAGCGAGAGAUUCUCUUCUAAGAAGUGUCGAAGAAGACAAAAUACUGCAUUAUAAAGAAGGAGAAUUUGGUGAAACAUACAGCACUGUAAUAUAGUAUAUAUCUAUCAUACAUUUUUUUAAAAACGGUUAUUUCUUCGAAAGGCAGGCGUCUGGAUGGAACACGAGGGAUGGAUUUUUAAAAGGAUUCUAAGAUUGUUCUAAGAUGAUUUAGUGAUUCCAUGAAUGAAGUGAUGCAAGGAUCAUAUGUCCUAUAUAUCUCAAUUAGCUUCGAUGUGUGUGGCAAGCACUUGUCAAACGCUCCCUGAGCCCUCAACAGAAACUGAGAUGUGGUUGAUGCUACUAUCAACUAAAUGAAGGAAACUUGAUGAGUCAAAAUAAUAUUCUAUUGUUUCUAACCGCUGUGGUCAACGUGUUCCUCUGUCGGCCCUUAACUUUAUUUCUUAAUUGCAUAUCGUUUUUUAAUUAACGUGCUCAGUAUACAUUAUGAUGCUGUAAUCAGCUCAAGCUCUUCUUGGGAACUCUAAAGUCGAAUUCUAAAGGGACAUUUGCCAUCAUUCACAUAUCGUCAUUGUUGCAUUUCUUAAUUUAUUUAUGCAUGUGCUAUUUUAAGGAUUUGGUACUUCAAUCAAAAUAUGAUUAAUUAAGAGUAAAUGUAGAGAGGAAAAGCAUUACAAAAAUCCUGAUUCCUCCUACUCAUUUCAUUGAAGCUAUACUGUUAACAUUUGUUUAGUUAUUUUCGUAAGCUCAUUGUUUAUUGCCCAGGUACAGUAAGAUACCCGGCAGGUCGAUGGAGGAAAAAUGUAGUGAGUUAAGAUUUAAGAAAACACCUACUGUACCUUAACAAUUAUUACCAUUGAUACAUAUACCCACAUUAAUAAUGUAGCUUUAAAAAAAAGUGUUAUUAUAAUCAUUUUCAAAAUAUGCCUAAAGAUAUUCACUCAAAAUCAUGGAAAAACGUUUGCUACUUUAACAGCAAUGAUUAACACCAUGUUCUCAUUGGUGUACCAUACAGUACAUUUUAUAGUUCACACAACUACAGCAUUCUGUGUCACUGAUUCAUUUAUUCAAGAGGCUUGAUUUAAGAUACUGAAAUCCAUUACUUCUCACCAAGCUUUUCUAUGCAAUAAUUAAUAUAUGCAAUUAUUUUUUUAUUAGCUUUACCAUUUACAAAACAUUAUCAUGAAUCGGUUUGAACUUGUGUGACAUCAAGGCUUUUAAUCUCAGAUAUUACAAAUCACAGUGCUCAUAUUUCCAAUGGUGGACACAUACAUACAUACAUACAUACAUACAUACAUACAUACAUACAUACAUACAUACAUACAUACAUACAUACAUACAUACAUACAUACAUACGUACAUACAUACAUACACACACAAGGCCUUCAUAUCUACAUCCCCAAGCAUAAUGUAAACUAUUCACCCUCCUCCUAGGCCCAUGAUUCUAAACACAUUCACAUUCAAUUACAAGCAGGCCAAGCUACAGUGGCUUUUCAUAUUGCAUAUUUAAGACUCUCUGCUCUCUGUAGCCCCACCUCUGGGACAUUGUUUAGCUAGCCUAAAGUGCUGUCACCAAGCCCCAGAAAUAAAGACUACACUACUGCUACCACAGGAAGUAUGGCCUGCGAAACAUUGUCAUGGAUGGGAGACUCGGACACAGUGGAAAUAAACACUUGUCGAGUGAGUUUUUUACAUUUAACUUCAUUGCCAAAUGUUAUUUUCCUUUAUUUUAUUCCAAACCAAAUAAGUAUUUUGCUAACCUAUGAUCAUUGCCUUCCUGGUUCGGUUUUGAAUAUGACGACAUAAGGGGAAAGAUGCCAGAACACCUUUGCAAACAAUAUUAUGCACUGGUUCAGGAUAUUGUUUACGUUUUGUUGUCGUAACUUAAAUUGAUUCAGUUCUUUCCAUUGACUUCCCAGUGUGUGGAUAAAGUGCUUCCAUUUAUUUUUGUGGUAAUAUGAUGCUAUUCAAUUAACAAUAUUAUAUAUUUUGAUAUGAAACUUUCUCUGCUUCUUCAUCCCUGUUUUCUUCUUCUUCUGGAAAAGUGUAAUCCAUUACUUUUUUAACAGGUCAUAGAUUUUCGAAUGUGUUAAUGAUAGUUUGAGGUGGUUUGAUGUUUAAGGCUUGAUGAACUUGCACAAGAGAUUAAGAACCAUAUUUAAAAUUUCGGUCAACUAUUUCUUAAAAUGUAUAUUAUCUUCCAUGUAAUUCAGUUGAGGCAGUAUUUGUCAAAAACGUAUUGAUGUGUGUUUUCACAGACACGGUCGAUGGGGUAAAUUGAUUUGAAGGGCUAUUCUUUUUCUAUUAGUUUUAUUUUAUCCCAGCAAAUUAACUUUCAACAUGUAUAACAUUAUGCUUUACCCAAAACUAUGCAUUUAUAAAAGUUCAUUGCUUAAAGGGGGUUAAAACGUAUUGGUUAAAAUAUCAGCACAGUAAUCAUAUGUUUUGAAAGUGACAAAAGAUUUGAUAGAUAUUCGUUUGGCCACAAUAUUUCAGCACAGAUUUUGACCAUGAAUCUUUCCUCAGUUUUGACUUCCUCAGACAAAACUAUCCAUUAAAUAAGAUGUUAUCCAAUGUUGAAUAUGCAACAAACUAGGAACUAAUCAUAUCAUGUACCUCCACUCAACCACCAUGAUAUUCACUCAUCCAUUCAAUACUUAUGGAUUGAACUCUAUGCCCUGACCAUGUGAAGGAUCACUGCACUUGGGACAAUGCUAUAUAGAUUUAUUGUAACCAAUUGCUUAUUAAGGUGCAUUAUUACUAGCGCCCUGUCCAGGGUGUGUACUUGUACAUCAAGCUGCCUCAUGCUACAGAAACAGGAGAUAGGCUCCAGGGUUGGGGUCAAUUCCAAUUUAAAUUGAAUUUUAAUUCAAUUGAGGAUUGUCCUGGAAUUUGAAUUGAAUACAUGGGACAUGAAUAGGAAGAAGGAAUUGAAUUGGAAUUGAAUUUCUGGAAUUUACCCUGACCCUGAUAGGCUCCUGCCCUACGGGACAAGGGGCAGGGGCUCGGACAAGGCUUACUUUGUUUAUUAUGUUAUUCAAGAUGGAAAUGACACUUACUGCUCUGAAUAGACAACGUCAACAAGGUCUAACGUAUUCUAGAACACUGACACAUUCUACAACAAGAAUUGUAUGUUUAACUUAAUUACUCAGCAAUUCAAUGUUCAAAGUAUGGAAGUGGUAGGAAUGUUCACUGAUGGGGAAAACUCCAUUGAACAGAUAGGACUUCCUCCCCUUCAUAUCAACCUGAUCUAGAACAGAUAGGACUUCCUCCCCUUCAUAUCAACCUGACCUAGAACAGAUAGGACUUCCUCCCCUUCAUAUCAACCUGACCUAGAACAGAUAGGACUUCCUCCCCUUCAUAUCAACCUGACCUAGAACAGAUAGGACUUCCUCCCCUUCAUAUCAACCUGAUCUAGAACAGAUAGGACUUCCUCCCCUUCAUAUCAACCUGAUCUAGAACAGAUAGGACUUCCUCCCCUUCAUAUCAACCUGACCUAGAACAGAUAGGACUUCCUCCCCUUCAUAUCAACCUGACCUAGAACAGAUAGGACUUCCUCCCCUUCAUAUCAACCUGACCUAGAACAGAUAGGACUUCCUCCCCUUCAUAUCAACCUGACCUAGAACAGAUAGGACUUCCUCCCCUUCAUAUCAACCUGACCUAGAACAGAUAGGACUUCCUCCCCUUCAUAUCAACCUGACCUAGAACAGAUAGGACUUCCUCCCCUUCAUAUCAACCUGACCUAGAACAGAUAGGACUUCCUCCCCUUCAUAUCAACCUGACCUAGAACAGAUAGGACUUCCUCCCCUUCAUAUCAACCUGACCUAGAACAGAUAGGACUUCCUCCCCUUCAUAUCAACCUGACCUAUCAUAAUGUCAAAUAUUAUUGACAAUGAAGGAAGUUCAUAUAAUAUUUGGCAUAUAGGACAGAGCAAUAUGAACAUUUUAAAAGUAUGUAAUUCAACUAGCAUGUUAUGAUUUGUUAGUAAUUGCAACAGUUGUUUGGUUCUGUUUAUUGUAUUUUUGAUAUAUCAGAUGCCCUGGUUGUGGUGAUGCACUCACCACCCAGUGAUAGAGAUGGACACAAAUAACCAGUCAUGAACUGAACUGUACACAAAAAUUGAAACUUUUUUUAUUUAGGUAUUUCUAUUAUUUUUUAGCACAAGUUGGAAUGGCCUUAAUUUAGUUUUACUUGCUUAAAUAUUGUGUAUUGGCACAAAGUGCACAUCUUAAUUUGCUAAUUACAGUUAUGAUAAUAAUCCAAGAGUGCACUUCAGAAGAAGGAAAAAAGUUCAGCAAAUCCUUUUUAUUUUUCAUUAAAAUGUGAAAACACUGAAUAUUUUGCAUGAAUAUAAUUACAAUGGCAGAUAUUUUUGGCUUGUACAAAAAUGUGAGCAAUUUGAAGAAAAAAGGAAUGUACAAUUUCUGCUGUAAAUGUAUAUAACUAAAUAUUUAUUGAAAUAUGUCAUUAUAAGUAAUUCUAAUUACAAUUAAAGGUUUU
Messenger RNA from Oncorhynchus nerka (sockeye salmon), 7098 nucleotides. It is a transcript of the gene glra1, whose product is annotated as glycine receptor, alpha 1. The transcript is spliced from 11 exons. The record is from RefSeq and is a predicted model, not a curated record. Gene Ontology annotation, cellular component: neuron projection; synapse; postsynaptic membrane. Lineage: Eukaryota; Metazoa; Chordata; Actinopteri; Salmoniformes; Salmonidae. The coding region runs from base 868 to 2298 and encodes 476 amino acids. Gene Ontology annotation, molecular function: extracellularly glycine-gated chloride channel activity; transmembrane signaling receptor activity; transmitter-gated monoatomic ion channel activity involved in regulation of postsynaptic membrane potential. Gene Ontology annotation, biological process: nervous system process; neuropeptide signaling pathway; response to amino acid.